Molecule: messenger RNA, 2655 nt
Organism: Culex quinquefasciatus (southern house mosquito)
Lineage: Eukaryota; Metazoa; Arthropoda; Insecta; Diptera; Culicidae
Gene: DNApol-eta
Product: DNA polymerase eta
Exons: 4
Coding region: 141-2603 (820 amino acids)
Biological process (GO): error-prone translesion synthesis; response to radiation
Cellular component (GO): site of double-strand break; nucleus; replication fork
Molecular function (GO): damaged DNA binding; DNA-directed DNA polymerase activity
Source: RefSeq, a predicted model, not a curated record
UCAAAUCACAACAUUGCACUUUCAGAUGGCACAUUUUGGCGGCAAAAUUAAUGUUCUAUUUUUGUUAUGCUAAAAUAAAAAAAAAAAAUCCAUGUUUGUUAAGUCCGCAACGAUUUGUUUUACCAAAUUAGUGUAAAAGUAUGUCAACUAAACAGUUAAUCAACGUUAACAAUAAAUAUGACAGAGUUGUGGUUUUGGUGGACAUGGAUUGCUUCUACUGCCAGGUCGAAGAGAAGCUCAAUCCAGAAAUCAAAGGGCAACCAAUUGCCGUAGUUCAGUACAAUCCGUGGCAGGGUGGAGGGAUAAUCGCCGUCAACUAUCCGGCGAGGGCCAGGGGCGUUACGCGGCACAUGCGCGGUGACGAGGCGCGCCAGCACUGUCCGGAGAUUGUGCUUCCCCAGGUUCCGCAGCGGGGCGGUAAGGCCGACAUUUCCAAGUACCGCGAUGCGGGGAAAGAGGUUGCGGCCGUCCUGCAGACCUUCACUCCCCUUUUGGAGCGAGCGAGCGUCGAUGAGGCCUACAUGGACAUAACGGAACGAGUGCUGGCAAGACUGCACGAUAUGAACGUGGGCAAGUUUCAUCUGCAGCCGGAGACGUUGGACAAUACUUUCGCGGUGGGCUAUGAAAGCGUCGGUCAGUACGUUCAGAAAAUUUCUUGUGAUUUGGACGGACGUAGCAGCUCGCAAGAGCUGGAAAGCGAAGAGGAUCGGGUUGCAUACAAGAAGAGUGACAUCAAGCUGUUGAUUGGAGCUUCCAUCGUCAACGAGAUCCGCGCAGCGGUGAAGGAGAAAACGGGUUACGAGUGCUCGGCAGGCAUCGCGCACAACAAAAUUCUCGCCAAGCUCACGGCAGGGUUUCACAAGCCCAACAAGCAAACCGUGCUUCCGCUGAAAAGCAUCUCGAAAUUGUACCAAACGUUACAGAUCAAAAAGGUCAAAGGUUUGGGUGGAAAACUGGGCGAACAGGUGUGCGAGCUGCUGAAGAUAGAGUUCAUGUCCCAGUUGACACAGUUUUCGGAGAAGCAGCUGCAAGCUCAUUUUGACGAGCGCAUGGGUUCGUGGAUGUAUUUGAUGGCUCGAGGAAUCGAUUUGGAAGCAGUCACGCCCAAGUUCAACUCAAAGAGCAUCGGCUGUUGUAAGCGAUUCCCGGGGAAGAACGCCAUCACUGGACUGGCCACCUUGCAGCACUGGCUAGGGGAGCUGGCGAAUGAGAUCCAGGAUCGUUUGGAGAAGGACUUGGACGAAAAUAAUCGCACUGCACGUCAGAUGACCGUGAGCUACGCGCAGCAGAUCGGAGACAACGACGUUUCGAGCACGAGAAGUGUGCCGCUGGUGUGUUACGAAGCGGAACGCAUCGCAAAAGAUGCUUUGGAAGCGAUUCGACGUAAUACGGAGGUAUUUCUGAAGCAAGGCAGCAACGGAGCGCUGAACAAUGCUGUCAAGUUUCUUGGGAUUAGCGCAGGGAAGUUUGAGAAUAACGCGACCGGCAAGAAGAGUGCGCUGAUGGAGAUGUUCUCCAACAUUGCAAGCAAGGCGCCGAAUCCGGGGGAAACGUCGAAGGAUGCGCCGACAUCAUACAACAUUGCAAGCAAUGCGCCGAAUUCGGGGGAAUCGUCGAAGGAUCCGCCGAAGUCUGAAACGACGGCCAAGAAGGUGACCAAAAGGGAUAUUUCAAGCUUUUUCAACGCUAAGGGAGGAGAAAAGGAUGGUUCUUCGGUUGCAGAUGAGACCUCGGAAAGUGUUGACGUGGCCGUUAAGACAGAGGAUAUCCCGCUGCCGGAGGCGAGUGUUGCCGAAACCGUAGAGGAGGACAACUAUUCAAACACGACCUUGCCUUUGGACGAGGCUCAGGAAAAUAUUCCGUCACCUAAGCCGUCGCCGAAAGCUAAGCCUCUACGAAGCGAUUCCAAGGAAAUCGAGGUUGAAGAAACAUCCGAACCAGCAGUGAUUCCAACAACCGUGCCAUCAAACGACGAUUGCAAGCCGUCGACUUCCGGUCUCGAUUACCGCUCGACCUAUGCCGAGUUCCAGUGUCUGGAACAGCAGCAGCCCGUUCCGACAAUUUCCGUAACCACCAAACCGUGCCCGGAGUGCGGUAAAAACGUUCCCGAGCACACCCUGCAAUCCCACCUGGACUUUCACGUGGCCCUGCGAAUCAGCCAACAGCAGCGCGAAGAGUUUCGCAACGAGCUCAAACAAAAGCUGUCUUCGCCAGCGGCGACGGCGCCAAAACCCAUCAAACCUGCCGCCAAUCAAACGCCCAAAGCCAAAUUGAGCAAAGCAAAAAUCGACAAGUACCUCACCUCAGCAGCACAAAACAGAACCGCGAGCGCCGUCAGCGAGGACGCGACCAGCGUGGCGCGAUGUGACGAAUGUGGCAAGAUGGUUGCCCUGGAUGCCGUGCAGGAGCACUCGGACUUUCACGCGGCGAAGAAGCUUCAGCUCGAGCUGAACCGGCAGGAGAUGCGGACGGUCACGACGAACGGGUUCCAUACGAAGCCGGCCACAACUGGUGGCGGAGCCAAGCGGAAGAGACCCCCUGGCGGGGAUAAGGUUCAGCCGGUGAAAAUUAACAACUUGUCAUCGUACUUUACGAAGAUGUAGAUUGUAAGACAGUUUUGGGUAUUUUUCAUUAAAUUUGUUGUAUAAAGUGAAA